Entrophospora candida is the source of this 385-nucleotide messenger RNA. The record is from the annotation of a GenBank genome assembly. Lineage: Eukaryota; Fungi; Glomeromycota; Glomeromycetes; Entrophosporales; Entrophosporaceae.
AUGCAAAAAAAAGCCAGAGAUUCUUUCAAAAAUGAUGUUAAAUAUGGCAUAUUGAUUGAGUAUAGGCAAAUAAAGUUGUACAUUCUAUUUAUGCCAGGAUACACUGGAGGGUUACAUCAAGACUCAGAUGUUGGGAAAUCAUUUCAUAAUCGCGAAGUUAGUUUUACAUUAAAUACGGAUGUGUAUUUAAGAUAUUAUUCAUAUAAUAACAUUGAGGAAUUAAAAACUGAUGUUUUAAACAAAUUUCCUAAAAAAAUUGAUAUUGGAGCAAUUUAUACUGCAAGACCAAUAGUUAAAAAAUCUCUUAAACCAUCACUAUUUCAACCAAUUGAAAAAGAAUUAGUAUUUGAUAUUGAUAUGACAGAUUAUGAUGAUAUUAGAACAU